Folsomia candida is the source of this 613-nucleotide messenger RNA. RefSeq lists its product as uncharacterized. The transcript is spliced from 5 exons. The record is from RefSeq and is a predicted model, not a curated record. Lineage: Eukaryota; Metazoa; Arthropoda; Collembola; Entomobryomorpha; Isotomidae. The coding region runs from base 138 to 533 and encodes 131 amino acids.
GAAGACCAAAAUCGAAGUGAAGUAUGUUAUGUAUGUAUGUUAAAUGACUAUCCGCUGCUGCUGGUCUGUUAACAUUUGCUAAAAAACUGCCACCACCAAAUUUACAAGUGAACACAAGUGUAAACUUCUCGCUGAUAAUGGGCGCCUACAUCCACUACGAUUUAGUUGUAUUCCGAAAGUCUCUGGAUAAACUUGACACGAGCCUAAAUCUCUUCAACAAAAUGUGCAUCAGCAAGGCUACAUCAACUAUUGAGAAAUCAAAUAAUGACACAAUUGAAAUAACGAUGAGUGUGGGAGAUUCUGUCAACAUGAUUCUUGACGAAUUGGCUACUAGCAUGAGAACGGCAACUAUUAAGGGGAAAAUCAGAACACUGGCAGAGCAAAUCUCACUGAAAAGGACUGCUCAACGAAUAAAUAGAAAAAUGGGAGCUUCCAAUCAACUUGUAGCAGACCUGACGGAACAUAUCACUUCUGAUAAAAACGAGAAGAAGCGUCUGGAAUUGGAACUACAGAAGAUUGAAGGCGACGAGUAAAGUCGGAAAAAUGAAUAUUUCUAUGGAUUGUAAUAUAAUUAAAAAUUAAAUUUAUGAGUAAAUUGAGUUUACCUUCAAUA